Messenger RNA from Ectocarpus siliculosus, 2398 nucleotides. Lineage: Eukaryota; Phaeophyceae; Ectocarpales; Ectocarpaceae. The record is from the annotation of a GenBank genome assembly.
AUGGCCUCUGGAGAUGGACUACACCAGGCGACGGUGGGAAUAUCGGCGUCCUUCACGAUUCAGUUGGUCGGAGACGAAGUCGGCGGUGGCGGAUCGCUGCCUGAUUGGGAACCGAACAGCAGCUUCAGGUUCAUCUACGUGUGGAUCUCCAGUAAGGAUCAGAUCUUGAUCGCGGAGGUAGUCGGUGACGGCAGCAACAACGGCACUCUCACAGCCACGUACAAGAGCGAUUUCCCCGGGGACUACCUGGUGCACGUUGAGGAAGUCCAACCGUCCGAACGUGGUGAGGGUCUUCCUAUCGUGGGAAGUCCCUUCUCUCUCAAGAUUGCAGGCGAUUUUCCAACGCUGGACGUACACUCCCUACCAGUUUGUGGCUCCCAAGACGAUGGCAGCACCGAUAUCGCGGAUACAUUUUGGAGGCCCGGGACAUGGCUAUCCGCGAACGUGGCCAGUGCUGCGCACGGAGUCAUGAGAACUGGGUGGGUGUUUCAGCCCAAAUCUUGUGUUUUCGACACCUUUUCGUAUCAAGAUCUCAUGCUCCUGGCCAGCCCUGAUGGCGAGCCAACGUGGCUUGUGGUCGUGGGUGGAUCGGUCCAAAGAGGCGUGUUUCUUACGCUUGUGGAUAUGGCAUUAGCGGCAGGACAAAAGGACGACAUGGCGACAAGUGUCCUCGAGAAGUGCUGGGGAUACGCUGACCUCCGGGUUGGGAACCUCCGCCUGACGUACCAGGACAUGCGGCUGUAUCAAGUAUCCGGAAAGACCGAUUCGGUGGUCUGCAACAACGAAAAGCUCACCAGCGGGAGCACGUCAGCCUUCGUUCACUCCGCCAAGGACUUCCUGGCGUCGACCGUUUUUCGAGACGGUACCCAGUGGCCGGCGACGAUUUUGGCUCCGUCAUACUUGGUCCCCGAAAAGAAUGUCAACCACAUGAUUGAGGUGCUGAUGGAUUCAUUGCCACCAAGCUGGGAAGGAAAACUCCUGUUCGUGGAUCACAUGGCUGGAUUUAGUAUACACUGGACCCAAGGAAAUCCAACCAGGGCUGCUCUCAAGGACGUCAGAAUAACGGCCACAGGCAGAACGCCAACCGACGACGUUGCGCUCCGGAAAAUGGACGGAUAUCAAACCCAAGACCCUCGCGUAUCGUUCAUGAGCGCAUUCCCUAUGUACCAGGCGAAACUCUUCGAGAACGAGCGAUCGAGACAAGGGAUUCGACAUUACGGGGCAAGUAUACACUAUCACUACAUGUCUUCCACAACGUCCGACCCCGAGGCGCACAACGGGACAACCAUGGUGCACUCCACGAUGACAGAGAUGCUGGCUAACAUAAUGCUCGGCCAGGCCGUGGAGACAAAGGCGGAACUUUAUGCAAAGGCUGCGGCGUCAACAGGCGGUAGUGAACAAGAGCGCGCCGAUGUCGGGAAAUCGUUCCAGGUGUGCUCGGACUGCCCUCGACAGAUGCUGCCGGUCCACGUCAAGCCUAUCCCUGAACCUGUCUGCGAGAUCGUUGAGUCCCUGCCUGGCAAUGCAGAAACAGGCGAGGUGUGGGAUGGGGAGCUGUGCCCCGAUUGGUGCAUGAAGCAGGCGCCUGUGUCUCAGAAGGAGACCCAAUCAGGUCCCGUAGACGUCCGGGAGUGCAGCAUCGAGACUCGCCAGCCGUGAUGAGAUAUAUAAUAGGUUUGGAAGUGUUUGCGUGCCGGGUGUUCGUCUCAUCUCAUCGUCGUAUGGAGCACAACCCGGUCAAAGGGAGCCUGCAAAUAGCAGAAAAUAUUCAAUCGUAGAAUGGCUACCUGUACCCGGGCGAGUAAUUCUCCAGCCCGGCCCCCGGCUAGCUCGGGGGGCUCACAAGCCGAUUGCGCGAUGCUCAGUCCGCGUGCAAGGAAGCGGACGAACUUCAUUACAUACAGUAGCCGCCCCGACAUAGUCGCGGGGAGGUACAUGGAUGGGUACAGAAUAUUUCGCCACCGCGUGCAUAGCAGAAAAGGAGUGUGUCGCUAUCGAGGAAGAGAUCAGUCGGAGAGGCGUAUUCCUGCAGGGGUUGACCAAUUUAAGGCGAAAGUCCUGCUGGAGGGCAUUAUUGAAAGGUUUUUACGUUGGACCCACGUAAGCGAUGACACUUCACAUUGCGCGGAAGUGAUCGAAAGGCGAGUGUUGCUACAAUACCAGGAAGUUUCGUGGUCAGACAUUCAAGAUUAGCGGUGAUGGGUCAAUGGAAAAUAAUGAAAGGUCAACACAUCCGGAUUAUAGGUAGACAAUCCAGAAAGAGGAAGAUGCUGGAGGCUGAAGACUAUGUUUUGGUGUGCAAGGGGGAGGCUAGUUUUGCGCACACGCGGCCGCAAGAGAUAUAGGCCCCAUGCUUCCCGAAACGUCGCCUGGGAUACAACGUAAACGAAGUCGUGCG